Molecule: messenger RNA, 932 nt
Organism: Equus quagga
Lineage: Eukaryota; Metazoa; Chordata; Mammalia; Perissodactyla; Equidae
Gene: CIMIP1
Product: chromosome 12 C20orf85 homolog
Exons: 4
Coding region: 53-466 (137 amino acids)
Source: RefSeq, a predicted model, not a curated record
GCUGAGCCCAGGGCGGGUGCGCGCGGGGCGCAGCGACACGGAGACGAGCCCCAUGGCGCAGAAACCGCUCAGCACGGCCGCGGCCGAGCGCAGGAACCUCGUGGCCCAGGACGAGAUCUGGAAAUACCGCCUGAAAGCUGAAACUGAAGCACGGCAAAACUGGGCCCAGAAGUGGGGAUUUUUAACAACCCCCCUGGAGGAGCUGAUCAAGGGUGAAGAAGCAGACCCCACCCCACAGCCCAAAAUCGAGCUUCCCCAGCGGUUCCGCAUCCGGCCAGUGACCCCAGUGGAGAAAUACAUCAAGGUCCUUCCAUCGCCCCCAGUCCCAAAGACGACCCAGGGCUUCAUCGGCUGGAGAUCCGGGGUGCCAGGCCUGAACAAGUGUCUGGAGCACGACUAUGAGAUCAGAAGCUGCAAAGGGGCAUAUGCCAAGGAGCUGAGCUGGCCUAAGCAAGGCAUACACUGAGUGAGUCCAGACAGAGACUCCAGCCCUGGGCCGUGAGGGGCACUGCCAGGCACCUCGUGCCCAUGCCCCGGAAAGGAAGAAGUCCCAGCGUCCCCCUGAGGACAUAGCUGCCCUCCACAUUUGCUCGUGGGAUGUUGCAAAGAAGACAAAAUAGCCCCUAGACAUUUUCAAUUCAUCCAUGUCUCCCUUCUGGAAUAUUCUCAUAACACACCUUCUUGGUUAAUGCAAUGAAUUAGGCAAAAUAGAUUCUCUGAAUUUUUUUUUUUUUUGGAUACCUUGGGAACUUCUAGGUAUAGCUUUUUAAAAAAAGAAAAGAAAACAGUCAUCUCAUUUUUAAAAUAUUUGUCUAGGACCCCGCCAUGUCGCUUUCAGCCCCACCUCUCACCAUCCCCCUUGAUAAUGAGAUGUUGGUGUUUCUGUACCCAGGAUCUCCCUGGGCCUGCUUUGGAGGAGGAAUAAAGCUCUU